This is a messenger RNA of Acanthamoeba castellanii str. Neff, 351 nucleotides long. RefSeq lists its product as uncharacterized. Bases 1 to 351 code for a protein of 116 amino acids. The transcript has 3 exons. The record is from RefSeq and is a predicted model, not a curated record. NCBI's taxonomy places the organism in Eukaryota, Discosea, Longamoebia, Acanthamoebidae.
AUGGCCAUAACGGUCGGCUCCUUCUCUGCUGCCUCCACCUCCUCCAGCACCAUUGUGGAUAAGUUCAUCCAUGGCCAUGUGAUCGUUGAAUUCGAGUCCAAGUCAAUGGCGCACCUCUUCAGACCUGGUCUGCUCAAGGAACAGCAGCUCAAGAGAGAUUUGCUGAACGACGAAGUGGCGGGUAUUGAGCACCACGCCACCGACAGGCCAGGAAGCACCUGGACAAGUUGGAGACAGAGAACAAAUUUCUUGAGUCAUCUUGGCGACGCCCUUGGCCUCUCUAAAGAGGAACGUGACACUGAGGGCACCAGGCAGUACGUGGCUUGGACGUAUGACCACGCCGGCCAGUAG